This is a messenger RNA of Zonotrichia albicollis (white-throated sparrow), 19191 nucleotides long. The record is from RefSeq and is a predicted model, not a curated record. Lineage: Eukaryota; Metazoa; Chordata; Aves; Passeriformes; Passerellidae.
AUGUGUUUUCAAAUUAACUGUGUUUUUUUCAGUUUUUUUCCUACAUUUUUUCUUUUUGGAAACUAGUAUUUUAAUGGAAGAUCAUAUUCUUUUCCCUCUGAGCAAUAGAGUUUUUUUUUAAGUACAAGCUGAAUUGGUUAAACUUUGAAAAUAGGUCAGUGGCUAGUACAGUUUGUUUAAAGACCAAAGGAUUCAUUAUCAUUAUCAUUUAUCAGGACUCAUUAGAUGUUGUGGUUAUGAGGUCUCACUCUUAAAACAAACUUGAGAGUUUCAAGCAAUAAUGUGCUAUUCUACAGUUUAAAAUGUUGCAUAUUCAUAACAUAAAACAACAUUUGAUUAAAACAAGUUAUAAUAGUUCUUAGGGGCUAGAAUUCUUGGACAUUUUAAUACAAUCCAGUUUUGAUUAUUUUAAGGGGACAAGUGCAUCCAGGGUUUUUUGUGAAUAAUUAUUAUUUGGCUAUUUUUCAGUGUGUUAGAAUAAUCAACUGCCAUUUAGCAUGUUGAUGAUGCAAAUUUUAGUAGAACUAAACCUGAUGAGAAGUUUUCAUUUAAAUAAGGGAAACUGUACAAGUAGCAAUCAGUUUGAAUGAAGCCCAUGACUGAAAACCACAUGUAGCUUUCUUGUUUUUGCCAUGAAAACUCUUUAGCACCUGUCUGCAUUUACAUGGUGUAUCCAUCCUGCUUUGCACACUGUGUAGCUGGCAACACCGCUGGGUUUUUGUGUUUUCCUUUUGUUAUUUUAUACCAGGUAGUAACCACGGGUUUGACUGAUUGAAAGAAAGGAAGAACAGGAGUCAAGAAUUAUGCUUACAAUUAGAGGUGCUGGUACAAAAAAUGUUCUCCUCAGUGUUACAUUUUUAAGGAUUGGAAAUUCAUCCAAAAUGCAUGAUGGUCUGGUGGGGUGCCUGCAGAGCAACAGAGGCAGGCUGUGGGAAUGGCCAAGUUCUGCUCUGCCCCUUCAGGUGAGCAGCGCUGGGACAGCCUUGUGUAAGGUGACAAUAAAGGGUGCUCCAGUGACUUGUUCAUUUUAUCUGUACAAGCUGAGCCAUUUGCAGUUGGCUAUUUGAGAUUAGCCUUUCACAGGGUAUGAAAUACAGCCAUGUACCUACGGCUUCUAAUUAGUUUUCAGUGCAUGUUGCUUGUUAGGAAAAAAACGCUUUACCUUUGUUGGAAUGACAGUUUAGAUUUCAUUAGAGAACAAUGCUUGCAAACUGCUUCUGUCAGUAAUGUUCAGUUCCUUCAAAGCAACUUUUCUAAUUAAUGAAAUCAAUUGCUAGUUUGUGUUCUGUCUGGGUGCUUGUGUAGCUGCAUAAGACACUCAGGAAAUUGCUGGUUUUUAGGAAAGCUUUUGUGGCAGUGACAGUGAGACGUGCACAGCCUGAAACUCUUUCCACGUUUCUGAGACUUCAGUCUAGGAGAGAAUUUUUCCUUCUUUCUCAGAUUCAUUCUUUUUGCAUUUUACAGACUGCAGAGGCUCUGCUCUGGCAGCAGGCAGCCCUUGGUGCUGAGGUGGGCACGAGUCAGUCCCUGUAGCUGUGCUGGAGCACUGCUGAUCUUGCAGGAGCUGGCUGAAGGGACAGGUGGUCCCAAUAUAAUGCUGGUGCACAGAGAUUACUGCUUUUUAUAUAAUUCUGAGACUGUGAUUCAACUAACUGUCUUGUGCCUAGCAGAGAAGUCACAAAUAAAUUCUUACUGUCCACCUGCGACACUUGAGUGCUGGGAACAGAUUGAGACUCAGGCUACAGUAAGCAGACUUUUAGUUGUUUGUGUUUCGGGUGUUUUGUCACUUUUGUUAAUAUUUAGUAGCUUCCUUAAAAAGCCUCUUUGUAGGGAAUAAUACCUUAUUUGGUUUUGUGCAUAUUAAAAAAAUUCAACUACAUUAGUCCUUACAAAGUUUUUUUUUUCCUUCAUGUUCUUAAAGUAUUUGAAAACAUCGAAGUCUUUUUAUGGCUUUUUAUUUUAUGGGCAGUCAGACUACCACAGGACAGCCAAAACUUGUAUUGUUUUGGCUCUGCAGAAAUCUUCUUGACAGAUUAAGGCUGUCAUCAGAAUGUGUAAACACCAUUUCCAGCUUUUUACAUUGGUCACUAAAGCAUCCUUAAGUGCAGCUCAGGAAUCUAGUCCUGCAAGACAAACCCCUCAAUCAUGUGACUGAAUGAUGGUCAGGGGCUUCUGUUAAAAUGCUUUAAUAACUUUGCACUUCACAGCAGUAAAUUGAUUUCCUCGUAUUUGAGUCACAGUGCUUGAUCAUCUCUAUGUAGCUAAUCCACUGACAUGAGGGUGCAUUCACUGUAAACAACAUCUACCUCCAAGUUAAGACAGGGUAGUUACUUAAACAAAAGUGUAGUUCUUCAGAAAUUAUAAUGCAACUUCAGCAGUUACCUUACCAGACCCUGUUCAUUGUGCCUAUUGAUGGCUUUCUACAUUCUACAGCUUCUCACACUGUGAAGAAGAAUCUGCAAAGUUCCUGAAAAUUUUGUGGAAUACACUGUUUUAUGGUAAAGGAAAGAUAUGCUAAUGUAAAAAAGACUCUGAUUUCUCACAUUAAUUUUAUAUUUUUUAAAGGAAAUAACUAGGAGAGUGGGAAAUUACCUCCUCACAGUUUUCUUAAAUGCUGAACUUCACAGGCUUUUGCCUAGUUUUAAUGUUAUUGUUUGGGGUUAUUUAGUUUGGUUUUGUUUUUCAGUUCUUUCAUCACCUGGAAGGAAGUCCUUCAGAGAAUUCUAAGUCUGUUCAAGGAAAAACUAAUUAUCUGAUUGCCCACUUUACUGUCUUGGCAGGGCUGGGCUGGUGCCUUGGCAUAGGUGCACAGCUGAAAAUGAUGAAUGAAAUAACAAAUAGAUUGCUUUAUCUAAAUAAGUUAUGGAAAGGGCUUAUGAUAUAGCUAUGGUUCUUGCAGGCUUUGAGAAAGAUAAUAUCCUGUAAAAGACCUCAAAUAACUGUAUUGAUUCUGUUAACAUAUUUUUCACAUUUGACAUGAAUUUCAUUUUGUCUUUACAAAGCCUAACAUUUUAAAGCUUGUAGUGCAUAAUGCAUUGACGUAGUAAAACUGUAAAUAUUAAAUAGUGCUUUAAAAUACUAAUAUAUUAAUAUAAAUACUGUCUUUACCAGUAAAAUGCUUUUUCAAAACAAGGGUGCGGUUUGGUGUGUGUUUCAGUAGUAACAGUAGCAGGUGAGGCGCUUCAUCUUCUCUCUGAGCCUACCCCUGUGUACUUCAUCCAUUACAGCAGUUUUUUGGGUUAAGUAGUAUUCUAAGGGGAGAAAAUAGACCUGCCUUUAAAAAAAAGAACAAGUUUUUCACAUCUUUUCUUUGUAUUGGACCAAUUCCUCACUCCUGUUCAUUGUGCUGAAAAGAUAGCAGAGAUGUGAGCUAUAGCUGCAAUAAGUAGCCUGUUGUAGGAUCUGCUAAAUGUUGAUUGUUUGAAAAAAGCCUUACUGGACUUGAAAAUACAUCAUUUUAUCCUGUGAAAGAGAAAUAGAAAAUGAGUACAGAAAAAUAUUUAGAACACGUACAACAAAAACUAUUAUAUCUGAGUAAAAUGCCUUUUCCCAAGCAUAUUUGUUUUAACUUUUAUGCUGGUCUCCACCAUGAUAAAAUACUCUCAUGGUUAGGAAAAUUAAAAAUUAAAUUCCCUUGUAUAAAAAAUAUGAAUAAGAGUUUGUUGUUCUAUUUUGGUGAUGAUGUUUUCUAUUCAUGUACACUCAAUUGAACCCAUCGUUCAGCAUUUUUAGUGGGUUUUUGGAGGAGAAGAGCAGAGUAGGAGGGGUAAAUAUUUGGAAGGGUCAUGUUACUGUCCUUAAAUUAUCAACAGAAUUUAGACAUAAAAUUGCAGAAGAGGGAGUCAAAAGAAAAUUGUGAUUGAUGCAAAGAAAAAUAGUCUGUGGAAAAAUGUCAGAAAAUUAUAUUAAUUUUUCCUAAGUUGUUCUCAUAAAAGGUAAAAAGAGAAUCAAUUUAUUAGCUUUUAAGUUCUUUGCAGUUCUAUGGAAAAUGUAAAACCUCACUUCAGAGAGAUCCCUGAAAUCUCAUGAAAUCUCAUUCUUUAUCUGAUGAAAAGUGUAUUUUGGAACAUCUGGCUUUAAAAAAGUUUCAUGAGAGAGGAACCACUGUGCUGGGGUCAGAUUUUCACUUUAAUCUGAACUUUCUUUUAACCUAAGAUUUGACAUUAAAUAGAUUUAAAAUUGAAAGCCUCUUUUGAGAGGAAAUAUUUAAAUCUGAUUGAAUUCGAUCUGUUGAAAUAGGAUACAUCUAGAGUGAUGGAAGCCUCCCAUCCCUUUUUGCUUUGAGGAAAUAAAAUCUGCAAAACCACCAACCAGACAACAACAAUAAAAAAUAAUCAACGCACUAACCCCUGCCUGCCAACAAACAAACACAAACCACAAAACUCAAGAACCCCAGAUUUGUCAAGUUUUUUGGUUUGAGCCAGUGUUUCAGUUUAAAUUGUAGCACUUUCUGGGAACUUUGAGGAACCAUGAAAAAAUGGCUCUGUAUAAAAGUUCUUUCAAGGAGACCUACUAAGGGUUAAUUAAGAGAAAACAAAGUUCCUGAAAAUUGCUGAUAUGAAUUUUUUCAGUGAAGCUCCAUUGGCUUCUGGUUCUGUGCUAUACAGCGACUUGGCCAAGAACCCACCUCUUAUCAUUCUGCCCGUCACCAGUGUUUAAAAAUGGAAUCUGGGAUCAGACCCUCAGGCAAGCUUUGUAGCACUCUGGCCUUUGUGUUUAGCGAAAGAGAGACAAGGAAUUCAUAGUUGUUGUUGAUGGUGGUUGUCCCUUGUUCUGCAUGUGCUGCUAAGCCGGGUUGAGUACUGUAUCUUGUUUGAGAGGUGUUGACUUUGUCAGCUGCCUGCUCUCUGCAGUGGUCUUCCCCAUCAUCCACCUUUGUAGAUAAUUUUGGCAUGUGGAUUUUGUGUUUUUGUAGAAAAUAUGUGGUAGAGUCCCACAUAAAUGAAACAAGAAGGAAAAUAACACUUGGAAAAUACUCUUUUGAGAAAAUGCCAAUGCAUGCAACUGCCAUUGUUAAACAGCAUUGAAAAAAAUAUAUGAAUCCUGAAGCCAGCUGGAUGUAAAAAAAUCUGUAAAAUAAAUGCAAAUGAAGUAUCUGAGCAAAUAUCAUUGCAGUGGUUGUAAGAGAAUAUGUAUCCAUCACUUUCUGGAUGGUAAUGAUGUAGAACAGGCUCUUUUGUUAUUGUUGUUUUAAAAGUAUGCUUUAAACAGCAAUGAAACUGUGUUUUAAAUAAGGAACAUUCAGUUUUUAAUUCUUCUGUGUGUGAUUAUCUUUUGACUUCUCUAUUUUUUUUUUUUCUUUAAGAUCUUUAUGGUUAUGGCAAAGUCUUUCACCAGCCGAUGGUAUAAUGGACUGCCAGUUGGAUGAUACACAGUCGUCUGAAACAUGGUAUAUACUUCUCCUCUGCCGUGCCCGUGCCUACAUGCUGACACAGUACCCGUUUUGUUUCCAAAAGAGGAGUUCACAGAAUUACAGUGUCUGAUCCAACUAGCUGCUCUGAUGAUCCUCACUGGACCAUGUAGACUAUGUCAGAGAGCCACAAUGAUCAUGCAUAAUAACAGUUCAUCCUCGCUCCUUUUACCGAAUGUGAGCUCCUUCUGGAAGAGAGAUUCGCAUGGACCAGGACUCCUUGAUGAAGCAGCAUCACUCAUUGGCAGCUAUGAUUUCCCUCAGACCACAGAGAGUUUUCCUUUCUCCACUGUGGAAUCAACAAACAUGACCCUCAAUGCCACAAGCAAAGACCCUCUGGGUGGACACACUAUCUGGCAAGUAGUUUUGAUUGCUUUCCUCACUGGGAUCCUUGCCCUGGUGACCAUCAUAGGAAACAUCUUAGUGAUUGUUGCAUUUAAGGUUAACAAACAACUGAAAACAGUCAACAACUACUUCUUGUUGAGCCUUGCUUGUGCAGAUUUGAUCAUCGGUGUUCUUUCCAUGAAUCUUUAUACCACAUACAUCAUCAUGGACCACUGGGCUUUGGGAAGCUUGGCCUGUGACCUUUGGCUCUCCAUUGACUAUGUCGCCAGUAAUGCCUCUGUCAUGAACCUCCUCGUGAUAAGUUUUGACAGGUAUUUUUCCAUCACUAGGCCACUGACAUACAGAGCCAAACGAACAACCAAAAGGGCUGGGAUAAUGAUUGGUUUAGCAUGGAUCGUCUCUUUUGUUCUUUGGGCCCCUGCCAUCUUGUUUUGGCAGUAUUUUGUUGGGGAGAGGACUGUGCCUCCUGACGAAUGUUUCAUCCAGUUUCUAAGUGAACCUAUCAUCACUUUUGGCACUGCCAUAGCUGCCUUUUAUUUGCCAGUCACCAUUAUGAGUAUUUUGUAUUGGAGGAUCUACAAGGAGACGGAGAAGCGCACCAAAGAGUUAGCAGGGCUCCAGGCCUCAGGCAGCGAAGCGGAGGCGGCGCGCUUCGUGCACCAGACAGGCAGCUCCCGGAGCUGCAGCAGCUACGAGCUGCAGCGGCAGAACAUGAAACGCUCCGCCCGAAAGAAAUACAGACGCUGCCACUUCUGGCUCACAAUGAAGAGCUGGGAACCCAGCACAGAUCAGGGGGACCAGGAGCAUAGCAGCAGUGACAGCUGGAACAACAAUGAUGCUGCUGCCUCCCUUGAAAAUUCAGCCUCCUCUGAUGAAGAAGACAUUGCUGCAGAGACCAGGGCCAUCUAUUCAAUCGUGCUGAAGCUCCCUGGUCACAGUGCUAUCCUCAACUCCACAAAACUACCCUCCUCAGAAGAUUUGCAUGAGUCAGGAGAUGAACUGCAGAAAUCCGACACAGAAUCGAAGGAAAAGAAACCUAAAAAAUUGCACCCUCCCAAAGGUGUUCAGGAUGGUGGAAAUUUCCAAAAGAGCUUUACUAAGCUUCCAGUUGAACCAGAAUCAGAAGAGACAACCACAGCUUCUGAUGGCAUCUCAUCAGUCACCAAGACAUCGACAGCCCUGCCCUUGUCAUUUAAGGAAGCAACCCUGGCAAAAAAGUUUGCCUUGAAGACCAGAAGUCAGAUCACAAAACGGAAACGAAUGUCACUUAUCAAAGAAAAGAAAGCAGCACAGACACUCAGUGCCAUUUUGUUUGCCUUCAUCAUUACCUGGACCCCAUAUAACAUCAUGGUUCUGGUGAACACCUUUUGCAGCUGUAUCCCCAAAGCUUUCUGGAACCUGGGGUAUUGGCUUUGCUACAUCAAUAGCACGGUGAACCCCAUGUGCUAUGCACUGUGUAACAAAACAUUCAGAAACACUUUUAAGAUGCUGCUGCUGUGCCAGUGUGACAAACGAAAACGACGCAAACAGCAGUAUCAGCAAAGGCAGUCCGCCAUUUUUCAUAAGCGGAUCCCUAGGGAGGCUUCAUAGAAUAGUAUUUUUUAAACAAAUAGAAAAAUAACGAAGCAGGGAUGUGAUGGGAUGGGACAGGAUGGGGUGGGAUAGGACAGAACAGGAUGGCAUGGGACAGGGCAGGAUGGGCAAAGUAGUAAGGGAUGAGACAGGAUGAGUUGAUGAGGGAAGGUGUGUCCACGGUGCUGAUUCUGUGAUUUAGACAUGAAAGCAGCUGCCAGGCUUAUUUAUCCUUUCAAUAAAUCCAGUUUAAUAUAAAAGUCAAUCCACAUUCAAAAACUAAGAAACUUCAACAUUUUUACUAAGGAGUGAAAGAUUUAAUAAAGUUUUCCUAUGAAUUUGUGAGAAGCUGUAUAGCAAUUAUAAACCCAUUACUGAUGUGCCCAGCUCUUUGAUUAUAAUCAACUCUGGGAUCUCAGGUAAACACAUCUAGCUAGCCCAACUUUUCUUUUUCCAAGGAAUCCAACAAUUUUCAAUUCGAGUUACAUACAGAUGUAAGAAGCUAGUGAAACGGGAUUAUGAAAUUGAGACACUGUAUAGGUUGAAAAAUUGCCUCUUGUUGUCCUGGUAGAGCUUCCUGUCUACUUCUCUUCUGAUAUAUUGUUAAUUGUACCCCUUAUUCCUGAUUUCUGAGUAUCUCUGUGUGCAGCUGAUGUUAUAUGUGUGUGAGUGUGUAUGUAUGCAUAGCAUACAUUCACACCUCUGAAAUGCGCACAUACCAGGAAAGAGGUGACCUAUUUGUUCUAGCUUUUACAGGGCCCCCCAUCGUGAUUACAUGUAAUUGAAACUUUUAAAAAGUUCGAAAAUCAUGUUAUAAGCAUGUAACUCAUUAUUUGCCACCUGAAAUUCAAGUUUGUCUCUGGAACCAAAACAUAGUGUCCACGUUUCAAACUGAGAAAACCAAAACAUAGCCUGUGAGUUUACAGAGUUUUAUAAUUGGGUACUUUCCCAGUAAAAUCUUAAUCUUGAGCUCAGAGUCUCUCCUCAAAGUGAUCAUUAAACGAUACAAAGGGGAAAGGAAUUGAAGGCUGCAUUCAGGGAAGAGCAGGAAGCUGUCUUGGCAGGGCACAGGAUAAUAAUGAGAGCCCAGAUCUGGGCUGCACAGCACCAGUGCCCAAAGGGAGCUGCUCAGGAGCCAGGUAGGUGCAGCCAUCAGCAGCAGCGCCGUGUCCUGCUGGGGAGGCCGUGCUGCUGCCAAAGCACACACGGCUCCUGCAACGCCUUGUCCUGAGCUGCACUGUGGGGAUGCACCGCCCUGCUCAGAGCCAGCUCACAUCCUGUGUGUGUGCAGCACCUCUACGGCUUCCCAUGAAAGUUCACGUUGUAACUUUCUGAUAAACGUUGGUGGAGCCCUGCUGCUUGCACUGUCUGCCCGGGUGAUCUUCAGAUGCAAAUGAUUUGUUUCAAAGAAAUGCUUUAUUUUUGCAUGUGAAGGAUGGUCACUAAAAAGUGUUUGUUGUUCACAACCUGUUUUAAAAAUCAUCAGGAGAAGUGCACCUAAAUCCGUUUGAUGCCAGGUUCUUCAGUGGUGUGAAAAAUGUGAUAUUGCCAAUUUGUAACCUGGCAAUUUUUGAUAAAGACAAUUUUAAAAGGGCUUUAAUAUUUAUAGUUUAGACAUGACCAGUAUUUCCUGGUAUUUGUGAGGUGGUCUGCACCAAACAUGAUUUAUAAAUGUCAGAGGUCCCCUGGGGAAAGGAUUGUACUUUAAACUGUUGCUCUAAAUCUGAUAUUUGGUUUAGUUACAUGUUGAAAGAUAAUUUUGUAUUCUCCUUUGAGCUGACCAAAACUUUUUUUUUUGUUGUUGCUUAGACUCUUAUUUUGCUGAAAAUAAAACAAGUAUCUUAUUUUACAAAGGGGCAUCAGUGUUGUGAAUACAGAACUGAUGUUAAAGCUGCUUUUGUAUUCAGUGUGAGAUGGUGUUUACAGAUGAUUUUGACAACAGUGGAAAUAUAUUAAAUGGUGUCUGUGUAUCUAAACUAUUUAAUUUUGUGUUAUGUUCAUAUAAAGAAAUAUUUAUACAUAUUUCACCAAAUGUUUUAUUUAAUGUUGAUAAAUAUUGCUCUUCAGUCUUCAGCUGUAGUGUCCUUUUAAAGUGAUUCAUAAAGGUCUGCUUGAGAAAUGAAUAGACUAUUCCUAGCUUUCUUGUUAUUAAAAAAAAAUUCUCUUUUGUAUGAGUUGCUUAAAAUGUCUACCCUAAAGUAAUCUCAUAAAUUAUAUUGAACUCUACUGCAAGUACAAUUUUAGUACAAAAAAGAAAAAAGUUAAAGCUUCAUCUAUGUCACAAUUGCAUUUUGAACUGAAGUUACUGAAAUUGUUUUGCUGGUUUGCCACCCACAUACAAAGGCACCCAUGUUGCAAAGAAAAUUAAUUACCUUUAUUUAUAGAAAGAAGCAUAUAAAUGAAAAUUAUUCAUUACUCAAGUUGACCUAAAAAUGUUUUAACAUUUAAAUAUAUAUCUAUAUCUAUAUAUAUUGCCAUAUUAUUAUAUUCUGAUAUCUAGAGUAGUGCUGUGCCCCUAAUACACAAAAUGUGAGAGCAUGCAAGGAAGCCAGAGUUCAUCGGGGGAUUUAUGGUAUAUUAGUAUUGAUUUUAAAAUGGGAAACUAUUAUUUUUAUUGAAGUUAAGCUUCCUUGAAAGCGUCUGUCACCACUGUUUACAUAAUAGGAAGAGUUAAAUCCUUGGAUUGUUCUAACAGAGAAAUAAACAACCUGUCUUUUGAUGUGUGAACAGGCUUUAAAAUGUUAUUUACAGGUAUCAUAAAAUGUGUAUGUAUACACAUAUUGUAGCAUAGAUCAAUUUAGUUAUUAUUUAUUUAAUGGAAUAUGCACUAUAAAAUAUUAAGAAUUUAGCUGUGUUACAAGUACAGUGAGCAUCAAUUUAAUUUGUAUUUUAUAUGUUGCUGUAUUUGCUUUAAACCCAUGCACACACAAAAAUUUUAGCUGUAUGCACUAGUGGAUAUAUUAUUUAUGAACACAGGCGCACAUAAUAGGUUGCAGAAGAAGAACAAUGCAAGACCAAUGACACAGAAUUACUUUUAGGAAGUACAAUGUGUAAUAUUUCAUCUGUUUUGAGGAAAUUUAAGUCAGAAACACAGUAGAAAGCGUCAUUCUGUGGCAGACAAACAGCUCAGUCCCAUUAACCCUCCUUACAGCUCUGAAAGCUGGCUUUUCAGAGACCAGUCUCCAUUAAUUGCAAUAAUACAGGAUUAGACUCCACAUGAAAAGGACCAAAAAGUCAGAAGAGAUAGCCAGACAGGAGCCAAUGGGUAGUCUGGAGAAAGCUUUGUAGAACAGACUCAAUCACUGUCUGUCUAUGAACAGGCAGCAAAAUACAUUAUAUGUUUGGCUUUUUCAGAGUGAAAUUGUGAUAGAAGUUUAUUACUUCUGUACCGGCAUAGGCAGUGAGAGAUGUCUGGUCUGAAGAUCUGACGGCUGGGGCCGUGGUGCAUGAAGCAUUUUUCCUACUCCUGCAUAACACACUUUGAACAAAAGUGAACUACAGAUCAGUCUGGCAGUGUUUGAAGCUAAACAAGUAUAGGAAAGUCCUGAGUAGUUUCCAGGAUCUAACCUGGUGGAUCUGUGUAACCUAAACAAUAAGUAGGCUACAGGGUUCUGGCAGUAGGAAUAUGCACACAGAUAUUCUGAGAGAGUUGGUGACUUUCUCAAUUAUGUGCAGCUUCAUUUCCUUACUUGGCUGUCUUGAUUAUUAUAUUUCUUUACUUAUUCUGCAAGAAUAUUCUAAAAAAACUUGGUUCAUUAUCAACCUUAUAGAUCUAAAAAGUGAGUAGAAAUCCUGAAAUACACUUGGUUUGCCUCUACAGAAUGCAAAUAUUGAAGCAAGAGGAAGUUUUAAACUUUUUUUCCCUAAUCAGCAGCAUCAAAAGUUUUAAAAAUAGUUAUCAUCAUGCGACCCUAUAUACAGUAGGGAUGGUCAAGCAGUGUCAUACUAUCUAUAAACUGCUUUUCACUCACCCCUUACCCACUGGCUAUGCAUCACUAUUCAAAUUUAUAUUCAAGAUUGUAAACCCUCAUUUUCCUCCUGGUGGCUUCUAGAUUCUUGUGCUAAAAUAUGCUCUACAAGCCUGUCUUGUUAUCAGGUGUUUUAUCCUUUCCUUUCACAGUCCCUCUAUGCAAAAUUAUCUGAUCUUACAUUAUCAAAAGACACGUUACUAAUUUCAGGAGUUGUCAAGUGUUGAGAUCUGAUACUUUUUUUCUAAAGAUGUAUAAAACAUAUCAAAAACAACUGGAGAAGGCUUCACAUUUGCCAGCUCCUUAUUGGCAGAAAUUUUUGGUCUGUGCCAUAAAUGGUCUGUUCACCGAGGCUGACCAGGGGAUGACUUGUCCCUAGCAAUGUUCUCCCAAACCACCACUAGCUUGAACUUCACACAGUUCAUGAAUCAUCAUGUAUUUUAAUCAUCAUGCCUUUGGGAAUUUUUAAAAAGCAUAUAUAUUCAUUGUGGUAGUUCCACCCUCUGCGAUUUUCUAUUUUAUAUAUUCUUUAUAUCUUUUAUGUAUUUGCCCAUUGAAAUACCAUUGCCCUGGCUUCUGGGAGCAUGUCAAAGUGAUACAUAUUUGUAGGUCACUUCUUUUUAGCCCCAAGGGUAUGCAGAGUUGUCUGGUGGAGCUGAGGUGUUCAUAAUGGUGGCUGCCUCGUCUGACUCAUGCACUGCACUCCCAUGAUACCCAAACACUCUGUUUAGAAGCUUAGCUAAAGCAUGCAUGACAUUCAAGUUUUCAUGGAAUUAAAAACUUCAUUUAAUUAGGAUGUUCUUCCUUGGAGCCUUGUAGCAGGCAUAGAUCAUUUAUAGCAUCUGCACUUUUCUACUUCUACAUUUUUGAGCUGCCAGAAAGACAGUGGGCAAAAUGCUAAUUUGUAAUGUCUGAUAUUUGGGAAUUUUUGUACUUCAGCUUUUAAAGUAAGGCAGAGAUAAUGCAGUUGUGCCAUUUGUUGAAAACAAAUUGAGUGUGAAUUCUACACUAUGUUUAUUUCAUUUCAUAUACCAUGGCACUGCAACUUGGUUGAGACUGAGCAUCACAGUAUUUGAGGUCACUGACAGUGCUUCACAAUCUUAACUGGCAAACUCGUCACCUGUGCUGUACUGGAAUUUGGGACUUUGACUGCUCUUCACCACUCACACUGCACAUUCAAAGUAUAACAUAGAUUGUAUUUUUUUUUCUCUCGAAAUAUCACUGUAGUUAUUUCAGAUCCAUUCCUAGAUGUGCUUGAGGAUGCUUUGCUUAAUUUUAGAUAUCAAGACAGCUCAAGAGAGCCAAUCCCUGCCAGGGGUUGUUUAAUGGAGGGAGCACAGGUAACAUGGGAAAACAUUAAGAGAAGUGCUACUUAUUUCAUGGCCUAUUCCUACAUGCAUGGUGUGGUGUGCAUAUUGUACCUAUACAUCUCCAUGCACUGUGUAUGUCUCAGAAGCAUGUGUGUGACCCUACUGUGCAUGCACAUACAGAGAGGUGUACCACAUCUAGAGCAAUGUUUACAGAUGUAUGUGCACACUUAGGCUAAAUUGUCAGCCAUGGUAAACAUUGCCUUUGAUGGCUCAUCAGUUGUAACUGGACAGUGAAACUGUGCUUAAGUCUCCUCUGCUUAUCUGCAAGAAAAGUUUUCACAUCUUCCUUUCCUGAGUGCAUAUUUUUUACAAUUGCAUUGUCCUUAUUUCUGGAUAUGGUGUUUUCAGUGUAUUGAGCUGGCUUUUUAGACAUUACCCAAAAUUUAGAAAUGCAUCAAGGCUACGCUAUGUUUAACUCCAUUACAUUACCCAAACUCAAGCUGCCUUUUUUCAAAUAAGAAAAAAAGGCCUCUCAGACUAGAUUCUGUAUAGGUUCAUGUAAGAGAAACUUCUAUGUCCAUGUGAACAUCACUGCCAGUUUCUCAAACUUGAAAGAGAAAUCCAGCCACUAUGAAAACAGUUGGAGGCAAAUGUCACAAACACAGCAAGUCAUCACUGCAGAUUCUUUGAGGUAAUAACAGCACUCCUUCCAUUAGAAAUUAGAGGGGAAAAAAAUUACCAUCCUCUGUCAUCCCAUCCUAUUGCUCUGCCAUUUCUUUUGCAUAAUAUAAUGCUUUUCAUUUGCCAGUCUCAUGGAUGGAAUUUUGCAGGCUUUAAAAAACCUCAUUUGCCUGGUAAGAGUAAGAAAUACCCACUAUAUCUAGGUCAUUCACCCCCUUCUGAGUUUUCAAACAAUAAAUCCUUAACUGUGUGAUGCUGGCUUAAGGGAGUGUCUUAUGAAAAUGAUGAUAAAACCAUUCAAUUAAAUGGAGGAGAGGUAACUUUUUUUUCCAAGCUAGUGAAGCUAUAAAAUUUAUGUAACUUGGCAGAAAGUGUGGAAAAAACCCCAAGACAUUUAAAGGCUUUAUAGAUGUGCACAUCCUCCUUGCACAAGGGUGAAUAAACACAUGUAAACAGUGCCCAAAAAAGUUCAGUGUAUGAAUGACUCUGCGAGCCAAGAGCACACGUCACCAUCAGCUACACUGCUGGCAGAGCACCCUGGCACCCCACUCAGGCCUCCAUGAAGAGAUCCUCCUUAUGGCACUCUAGGACUAAAUAAUAAGGCCUUAAUAUGUAAGCAGGGCUGGUUUGUCAGGGUGCAUAUGCAUUUUCUGGGAAUUUAAUGGGAGAUUCUUUCUCGAUCCUGGACCAAAGUUAUUUAGUGCAUUUACUGGAAUGAAAGAACUUUUGAAAUGAUCUGGUAAUCGUCACUCAACCAUGCCUAACAAUCAGAGAAGCACAGGGUAGUAUUGUGCCAAGAGAAUUUAAAUUUACUUUUCAAUUCAUUCAUACAGGCAUAGUUAAUUUACUGAAAAUACUCAAAAGACCUGAAAAUUUUUACACUAUCAUGGAAUAAAAGUCUCUGGACAAGAAUCUGAUUCCUUAUGUAGUUUCAAAACAUCCAGUCUUCUUGAGCCUAUUUUUCUUCUGUAUUGAAAUCUUUGGGUAACAAAGAAACCAUAGUUACUCCUGAAAUACUACGUCCUCUAGAGAAACCAAACGGAUGAGGAAAUGGCCAAAUGGCCUUCCUUAAUUUGUGCUUAAUGUGUCCACAUUAAGAAUUAUAAUUACCAUUGUGGCACAGACUAAUUAACACCAUGGGGCAAAAGAAAUGAGCCAAUUUACUUUGAACCCUACUCAGUGCUGCACUCUGCUUAUGCAGAUCCAUCACAAGAAAUAGGCCUGUGCUGUAUUUCCUGAUGCUCAGCACUUUUCUCCACUCAUUACUUUUAUCCUUCACACAGAUCACUCCCCUCCUAUUGACCACACCUAUCACAGAGAUUUAUUGAGUAUACCUAUUGAAUACCCUCUGCCAUCAAUAUAUAAAUAUGUCAUUUCUUUGCAUCUGCAAAGCUCUAUGAAAUCAGAUGUAGCUGGAGUUAGGCAGCUUUUAUCCUCCAUUGGCAUGAAAUUUUCAGAAAUACAUUCCAUUUUCUUGCCUCAUAUCUCCAUUAAUGAUGUUUAUUUUACAAGUGAUAUUAGGACCAAAACUUUCCACGUUUGAGCCUGUAGAAGUAUAUCUGAGUAAAUGUUUUGUUCCUUUAUUCAAAAUGAAUGUGAUUUCUUGGCCAUAGUGUAAGCUGAACAAAAUCCUCUGUGUGAAGGAUAGAGCAGCAUUUAUCUCCUGCUCUGCCCCUGCCCUUCACCAAAUAUGAUCGAAGGUCCUUUCAGGUCCUUUCAGGUCCUUUCACUUGUUUUCAAAACACUGCAGCUACAUUACGUAGUUGCAUAUUUCUCCUGCUGUGAGACAGGAAGGAUCCGCAUGAAAAAUGCCAAGAGACUUAAUCUAAUGUGCACAGGUGCCACUUGUGGUUUUGUUUGAUUUUGGUUUUUAGUCUUUGCAAUGCAUAUUGACUGACACAGAAUCCAUUAUUAGAGUAAUAUAAAGACUAAGGAUGGGCAGCUGCUCUCAAAAGCAAGCUGCAUUGGGAUGGAUCACUGAAGUCCAUGCACUAAGUUUGUACAGUAAUUGUACACAAGAGCUCUUAGUUAAAGCUGUAAAAAGCCUGAAUUGCAAUUUGUUGCUUUUCAAAAGAAGUAAGAAAAUUAUAAAUAUAAUGUGUAAUUUUUCUGUUGUACGCUGUAGAUGUUAGAAGAUGUCAGUGAAGAUGUCACUUUUUUUAAAAUUAAUCAUCCCUGGGUUCCUAGAGGUGUCCCAUCACCCAGUUGCCUCUCAACCCAACUCCUCCUGCCUCAAAGCUGACCUGCAGUCAUGGGACUUUUGCCUCACUCAUGGGAAGCUGGAACUGAGCUCCUGCCCCUGCCACCCCACAGCAGGAAGGGUGUGGGCCACACCAGUCAAGCUGUUACAAGAAAGAGCCAUAAGCUUCCUGCUUCUGUUUGGAGAUAGCGGGUAUUUUUGUGAUAGAAAUAGAGAUAACAUUGCAGGAAUCUGAUGAACAUAUUUUAUGUGUUUCCUGAUAUGUUCCUAUUACUUGAAAGUUUUCUGUUCUGCUGGUUAUGGAGCAAAACAAGUCCCAGAGACAAUAUCUGAAUACACAUUUUAAGGCUUGAAAAUUUAAAAUGAAUUGACUUUUGCCUGUUGCUUUCUGAUUUUGAAAUACAUGAAGAAAUUUCAUGCAGUAAUUAAGCAUCUCAGAAAUAGAUCUCCUGAAAAAAAUUUGAAUUUUAUGCCUUAUAAAACUGAUUUUCUUCAUCAAAACCAGUGGAGCUGAAUGUACUGUAAACUCAUAAAAUGACAGGAAACAGUAGGAGAGAGCCCCUCAACUUCUGCUGUGUAAAAAGACAGUGCUGGAGCAUUCACUCAAAAUCUGGUGUCUACUGAUCUAGAUAUAGCUACCCAUUCAGGUACUAGACAGAAAAUUAGCAUUUUUUAAAUGAUUGGCCAAGUUGAUCUUUUUUUGCUAACACCUACCUUGCUGUGCAGCAUUUUUUCUGCCAUCUAAUUAAAUUCUAUGUCUUGGUAAACACUCAGAAAGAAUAAUUGGCCCUAGCUCAUAUUGACAGCAGUUUGCAAAACACUAGCACAGUAAUUGGAGGAGUAGAGGCAGAUAAUGAUGACGAGCAAUCAUUUUCCUUGGCUUUGGUGUUUUAGAGGAAGCUUCACUUUUGCAGCUGAUAAAAAUGAGAGUAAGAGAUGUACUGAGAGAGACUCAAAUGCUUUAUUCUCCCCUCUGUCAUGACUGCCACCAUUGCAGUCCUGAGGGCAGGAGGUGGAUGGCUGUGUGUUGGUAGAAAAAUCAAUACAUUGGUCCAGGUCAAGUGUCCCACGAGAGCUCACGUUUCUCCUUUCACCGCAUGGGUAUCAGCCCAAAAUGUGCUGUCAAAACUUGGCUCCCACUGAACUAUCACGGUGGAACUUUGUGCUCUUAAGAGAUUUUCUCCUGCCAAGAUGCUUUAACACCUUUUUUUUUUUCCUUUUUUUUUUUUUUUAACUCUCCACAGAAAACUAAUCAGGUGGCACCUUCCCAUGUGGAAAUUUCCUUGCAAAUACAUUACUCUAAUCUUCAAAUUAUUUUUACCCUGUAUGCCCCUGAUAACAAUUGCAUUAAUAUAAGUAGAUAAACUCAUUUCUUUAGUUGCUGCUCAUAGAGCGGCUUGCUAGUUAAGAUAAAAACAAAUUAUGGGAUAUAAAAGACAUAUCUGAUUGUACAGUAAUACACUGUGUGCCAAGCAGUCGGUGAGGUAAGGUUUAUAUAACUGCUAGAUGUUGCUUGAACUUUUGAGAUAUAUUUCCAUGUUAUUUUUUCCUCUCAGGAACCAAAACGGGGGCAGAACACAGAACACUCAAUUAAGAAAAAUGUAAUUGUUUUGAUUGAAGUAAUUUGAGAUUACAAGUUGCAAGAAGGCUAAACAAUCUAGAAAGUGUUUUGAAGUCUUCAUCAUGUAGAUGCUUUCCUUUGGGGAAGCUGUCUUUCCAUUCAGCGUGGAAGGACUCCCCUUAGGUGUGGAUUUGUAGAAGGAAAUUUUGUCUCUAGUCAUAUGCUACAAUAUUUUUGACUGCUAUUAAUUCACUUAAUGACCCAGUCUGUUGCUCAGUGAAAUUGCUGUGCUCUCCUAGCGAUGGUGAAAAACAGCCUUUUCUGGGGGCUGAUCCAAGCCCAGCUCCAGCUGGCUUUUCCAGAGGGAAAGGCUCCCUCUGUGCUUCAGAAAUAAACAUUUUUCCCCAGAAAAGCAGGAGGCAGCCAGGCCCCUGCCCCAUAGUGUGUGGGGCUGGACUGUGUGGCCUCCCACCAGCAUAACAUAUCUCCACUUUUGUGCCCUCACCUUGCACUCUCUGGGCAUGGGCCAGGGAAAACAUAGAGCAAACAGAGCAAACCACUCCCAGCCAUUUUCAUACCCACAUAUAUAUAUAUAUGUGUAUAUAUACACAUAUAUAUACACACGCAUAUAUAUAUAAGUAUAUAUAUAUAUAUAUGUGUGUGUGUGUGUGUGUGUAUGUAUGUAUACCUCCUUUCAGCUCCCUUCCUGCUGCCCCAUGACAGCAUAUUCACACAACAAAAACAGUGGCUUCUAAAACAAUUUCCAGCUGAAUUGUAGACUGCAGUGGUCUUUAUUACCAAUAACAUUAGAGAAAAAUGGAAAUGAGGAAUUGCACAGCUCUGGCCUGUUUAUGACUCCUUCCUUUCUCAUUUAAAUGAUGUACACAGAACAUUUAAUUGUUUAGAGGAAAGACUGUGGAUUACUGGUGCAGCAUUCUGAUAGAUAUUUUAACAUAUUCAGAGAAGAGAAAAUUCAGUCUCAGAAAUAGGCAUCUUGGAUUUCUUUUUUAUUUCUUACCAAAUUAAUUGCAGGCAGUUUAAGACCCACGUCUGCACAAGUGUCUUCCUGUAUAUUUGACAAUUGAGCAAUUUUCUCACAUGUGCCAGUUGGUUCAAAUUUCUUUCUUUAUCUGUCUUCUUACGAAUGGUUUCUGAAUUGACAAGCCUUUGCCUUUUUGCUGGUGCACAGAGUCUGUUUGCACCAGCCUUAGUUUAAGUUAUCAGGAGUGAUCCAGCCACAGUAUGAAUUUCCUCCACCUUACCUUAUUUUACAGAUUGAAUUAGACCCUUGGAAUUCCCAAUUAUCACAUAUUCAACAGCCAAGAAGUUUUGGUAAAUGCUUUUAAUCUUCAUAAUAUUUAAUAAAGUAAUCAUGUGCAUACAAUUGAGGUGUUAAAAAUGCCAAUCCAUAAUGCAUCCCAUUACUUCAAAGUACCAUAUCAAAUAUAUUUUCCUAUUAGUUAUGGAAGCAAAUAUGCCAGUGCAUAGCCAGGACUAGCUAUGUAGUCUAUAAUGACAUCUAAUACUAAACAGAUAUUCUUCAAAUACUUCAUUAAAUAAUUUGACAUAAUUCAUCUUGGCCAAAUAGACUUAGUUUAGUUCAAUCCUGCUGUUAAGCUCUCUUCAAAAUUCUCAUUACCAUCAAUGGAAAUUCUAGAAAGAGCAGAUAAAUCAGUCUCAUUAUAGGACAGAUAAAUAACACUUUGGGUUUAUAUUUCUAGCUAAUAUAUGUAAUCAAAUUAUUUAAAAUAUAAACACUCAAAGCCUGUUCUGUGCCCUCAGGGAACCCCUUUAUCCCACUGCAGCAAAGCUGCAUAUAGCAGGAUAUAUUCCACUAAUACAGUCAAAAAUAUAUGGGUGUAUAAGAAUAAACAGCUUAAAAAAUCAUACUGUAAAUGAUGUGAUUGAGUGAAACUGUAUGUAUAUUUUUAAGUCUUCAGAAUAGUUGAAGUUUUAACUUAUUUCAAAUUUUUAAGUUGAAAUCUAUUCAUAUUUGGAAAUUUUGUACAACCUUGUAAAGUUAAAUACUAUGUCACUGUAAUUUAUUUUUGUUUUCAUAUAUUGACACAUGCUCAUUUAUAUAUGAAGUGUACUGUUUAUCAAUUGCUUCUAAGGCAGCAAUAAAAACAUGAAAGUUGUUCUCA